UCUCUAUUAGUGAGGAUGAGACCGAGAGUGUUGAGUACCUCCGAGAUGCUUAUAAUGAGUUAUACAAUGAAUGUCUAAAAGAAAGUGAGAAGUUGCUUUCAUUGAGCUCAAGGCUCAAAAUGCGUGAAGAUGAAAAGAAAGCACUUCAUGUGGAUUUAGUUAAGUGCAAGGCUCGUAUUGGUGGGCUUGAGGAGGAUAAGAAGUCCCUCCGUGACAAGGUGAGCUCUCUUGGAAGAGAGCAAAAUGAGCCUUUAGAAUCUAAGAAAGGUCUUGAAUUUAAACUUAUUAAACUUGAUAGAGAGGUACAUGAAUCACAAGAAAUCUUAAAAAGACUUUCCCUAAGCAUUGAAAAUAUUGAUGAAAUGUUGGCUAUAGGGAAAACUGUAGCACUCCAAAUUCAAUAA
This is a messenger RNA of Ilex paraguariensis (yerba mate), 404 nucleotides long. The record is from the annotation of a GenBank genome assembly. Lineage: Eukaryota; Viridiplantae; Streptophyta; Magnoliopsida; Aquifoliales; Aquifoliaceae.